AUUUCAAAGAUCGCCUUGCCGUAACGUAAUUAAAUGCUACCGGAGUAUACUUUCUCAAUUUUCUCUCCAUUAUUUAUGGCUCCUUCUCUAGUCUUUCAUAAAGGCUACAAAAUGCUCAUCGCGUUUCCUCGACGCCCACAAGCACUCUCGCUUUCCUGAACAAAGAAUCUCUGCUCUCUCUCUCUCCCUCGGGCGGACAAGCAGGAACAAGAACUCGAGAACACAAAGCUCUUUCUUUGAUUUCCUCGUGAGAUUUCUCCGAUCAUUUCGUUUCUACUGGGCACGAAUUAGUUUCUCCUAUAUGUGUGUGCGAGUGAGAGUAAAUGAGGUGUAAGAAGCAUAACUCCGACCUUAGCAGCACCGUCGGCGUCUGUGCAUCCUGCCUCAGCGACCGACUCUUAGUCCUCAUCGCGGCGCAGGCCCAGGCUCAGGUCCUGUCCCAACACCAGCAGCUCUCCCCGACUCAAUAUCGUCCCGCUGACGUACCUGUGGGUACCCGGAUAUCUGACGCCAAUUUGCCUCCGCCUCCGCCUCCGCUCGUUUUACCUCGCUCCGUCUCCCCCUACGUCUCCCGCCGUAAGUCGGACGACGCCACAUGGAAACACCAGCACCACGACCGUCAUGAUCGUCGUUUCUACAGCACUCCCCAGGUGGGUCCUACCUACGCCUCAUCUACCUUCGCCAGUACCACCGGAUCUUGUAAGAAGAAGAACAUCAGGCUCUUCCUAUUGUCCAAGUUGUUCGGGUCCAGAUCCGAGAAAUUGGAGCCCGAUCCCAGAAUUUCGUCUAAGGAAUCUUGCGGGCCUUCAUGGUCGACAUCAUCUUCUUCUCCCUCUUGGUUCACCACAAUCUUCAACGGAAACCGGAGAAAGCAAUCGCGGCCGUUCGUUGUCGACGAAUCCACCGCCAACGUAGACAGAAGACCUGGUCGGAGAGCUAAUCGAGGAAUGUCGCCAGUGAGAACGACGGAUUCCGAUGAAGAUGCCAAUCAUCCGGUAUCAUCGAGUGGCUACUCCUCGGAGGCGUGGCGUUCACCGGCGUUCGCGGUACGACGGACUCGGCAGGGACAAAGCCGGAACCCGUCCGGAAUAGCGUUUUGCUUGAGCCCGCUGGUGAGGGCGAGCCCCAACAGGCACUGGAACCAGAAGAGUUUGCCGCCGGAUAUAACCGUCUCCGGCGAUACUAGGGUGCCGGGGAAGCCACAUCUCAAAACGGCGGCGUCGUUUUGCAAAAGCCGGUCGAGGAAGCUUGCGGAUUUGGGGAAAGUCGGCUACAACCAUUGAUUUCCUUGACCGUUGACAUCGCCUUCGACGCGCUGAUGUGAUGUCCUCAAAAGAUUCCGUGACUCCGGUGGGCAAACGAGAGGACCCGAUCUAAUGGACGAUAACGUGGAUACAAGAAUCUUGUUUAUCUAAGGGUCAGGAGAAAUGGGGUCAAAUGAUAAGUUCGAAAAAGGAUCGGGAUACUUUAUAAAUUUUUAAAAAUUUGUAGAGACAGAUGUAAUUUGUGUAGUCGGGUCCACAAAUUUAAAGAGAGCUUGCAGUUUCCUCGGGACUAGGACUCAGUACGGUCAAUGUCCUUUAACCGUUAUUUCUACGACUUUACUUUCCAAAUUAAAAAAAUAAAAGAAAAUCAAUAUGGGUGUUUAAAUUGUUAUCCA
Molecule: messenger RNA, 1660 nt
Organism: Carya illinoinensis
Lineage: Eukaryota; Viridiplantae; Streptophyta; Magnoliopsida; Fagales; Juglandaceae
Exons: 2
Coding region: 324-1283 (319 amino acids)
Source: RefSeq, a predicted model, not a curated record